GUUGCCGCUUCAGCGAUUCCACCACGGGCACCUUGGCCGGCAUGGGCAGCGGCAUUCCUCUCCCCCUUCCCCUCCCCCGCCCCCGCCGACUCCCGCACUGCCGCAAUGCGGCUGUUGCGAGCUGUGUCUGCUGGGGCCUCACCGGGAGUUCUUGCCGGCUCCCGGAGCCGGAGGGUCGACGACGACGGCGCCGGCCAACUGCGUCACUUCACUGUCCGUCCUGUCGAGCUGCAGCGGUUUCCUCACAGACGUCGCUCAGCCAGCUCCAACGCCGCACAGCCCAUGCUGCCGCGGCCUGGCGCAGUUCCUGGACGGCGCAACGGCGGCGGCAGGACCCUGCGGUGCAUGUGCCCGCUCAUCACUGGCGGGGCACUGAAUGCAAUGCUGCCCAAGCCAGUUGAUCCCAUCCGGAUGAUUACUUAUCUGCCCAUCGCCUGCGGCGUCGUGCUUCCUCGAGACCUGAUCCCGCUCUGCCUCAACAACGCCACAACCUCGUCGGUCAAGGGGGUGAAUUGACCGUCGUCGACACAUACUAACUAGGACGACGAAAGCAAAGCAAGCUGCUGCUGCUACUACUACCUACUACUACUACAUACUACACAAGGAAGUCUACAACGAACUCGAUCCCUCCUCAUCAACAUGUUAACUCGAUCGUACUACAUAUUACAUCGAGCUGGUUAUGGUCUUACAGGAAUAUAACCUUGUAUUUGUUUAUGCUCCAUCAAUAGAAACGUACUCCUUGAUAUGUUUGACUUUUUUUUUCUGUUACUCUUGGCUGGUGAACCCUAAGCGUGCGUGGCACGGCAGGACUCCAAAUCCAAUCCAAUCCGGCACGCAUCGCCAACCCAGCCAAGCUGACAGGGAUUGAAUAUUCGUAGCAAGCAGCCUCCGGCCCCCGCCCCUUUUUAGUUCCUUUGCUGCUCCUCGAUUUGAUUGCUUGCGUUCAUCCUCGACCUCGAUUGAUUCCUCCCUGAGGCGAAGGCAGGCAGGCAGGCUGGUCACCAUGGGAUCUAAGGCACCUUUCUGCCUCUUGCUCCUCUUGCUGCUCGUCGCCCGGGCACCUGCACAAGCCAGGGAUCCUGCUGUUUUAGUUGAUCUUCACGCAAUUGAGCUCCCAGAUCACAGCCCUGUCGACAAGGAACAUAUUCCUGUCCAUCUCAAGAGCAGCAGCCCGAUAUGCUCUGCUUGUGAAAACUUAGCGAGUGGUGCUGUCACUUAUCUAAGUGAGAAACAAACACAAGAUAAGAUCAUGGAAUUACUUCAUCAUGCCUGUUCGCAGUCAUUCUCCUUGGAACAGAAGUGUGUUGAAUUGAUGGACUCCUAUGCAACUCUGCUGUUUGCCAAGAUUUCGGAGAUCAAGCCAGAAGAGUUCUGCAAACAGUAUGGCCUGUGCAGGGAUACCACCUUUUUCUCUGGUGUGGGUAGUGACAGCACUUGUGUGUUUUGCCACCACCUUCUUGAUGAAAUUAUGUCCAAACUGAAAGAUCCAGAUGCGGAGUUUGAGAUAAUUCAAAUUCUCAUCAAGGAGUGCAACAAGAUCGAAGGUCAUGUCCAGCAGUGCAAGAGAUUGGUCCUGCAAUACAUUCCCCUGAUCAUGGUAAAUGGCGAGAAGUUCCUUGAGAAGAAUGAUGUGUGCGCACUCGUACAAGCGUGUCCAGCUAGUCAAAAGACUACAAUCAGCUCAUUCUUGGACGAUGGAUUGGUGAGCGAUGCAUGAAGAUUGGAAGAUUACAAAAAUCGCCGUGGAUUGGUGAGUGAUGCAUGAAGAUUGGAAGAUUACAAAAAGCGCACGGCGAUGGUGAAAAUAGUAUUAUUCCUUGUACAUAAGGCGAUAAACCAAGGGCUUCUGUAUUGUGUCCAUGUACUUAUAUUGUGGAUGCAAUUGUUUUACGAUACAACAACAACAUAGCCUUUUGUCCCAAGCAAGUUGGGAUAUGCUAAAUUGUUUUAAGAUAGCAAUCUGUUAAUAUUCUGGGAGCUGAAAGAAAUAUCAUGUGCUAGGCUACGGAUGCUGUCAAUAACUUGUCAAGAAAUAUUUCAGAUGUAGCCAAAUAAAACAGCAAGAUUGUUUGUAAUUU
Messenger RNA from Panicum virgatum (switchgrass), 2078 nucleotides. RefSeq names its product prosaposin-like. Bases 1004 to 1717 code for a protein of 237 amino acids. The transcript is spliced from 6 exons. Lineage: Eukaryota; Viridiplantae; Streptophyta; Magnoliopsida; Poales; Poaceae. The record is from RefSeq and is a predicted model, not a curated record. Gene Ontology annotation, biological process: lipid metabolic process.